Hibiscus syriacus is the source of this 401-nucleotide messenger RNA. RefSeq names its product WAT1-related protein At5g64700-like. The transcript has 2 exons. The coding region runs from base 58 to 312 and encodes 84 amino acids. Gene Ontology annotation, cellular component: plasma membrane. The record is from RefSeq and is a predicted model, not a curated record. Gene Ontology annotation, molecular function: transmembrane transporter activity. Lineage: Eukaryota; Viridiplantae; Streptophyta; Magnoliopsida; Malvales; Malvaceae.
CGAAAUACAAAAGAACAUACAAAAAAUUUGGAUUAUCAUUGCAGAAAGCAAGGGGAUAUGGCAAGCACAUUCAUGGAGAAGUAUAAGCCUCAUCUGAUGAUGUUUCUAACUCAGAUUGGUUAUGCAAUUGUGUAUUUCUUUACUGAAGCUGCCUUCAGUCGAGGGUUGAAUCCGCAUAUAUACGUCGCUUAUCGGUAUUGCCUAGCUGCCUGCCUCAUGUUUCCUUUUGCCUAUGUUCUGGAGAGAAAAUCGAGGCCGGAGCUUACGUUUCGACUGUUCUUGGAGUUCUUUUUGCUUUCUCUCAUAGGGUAGUGUGAAUUAUGAAUGCUCCUCUACUUAUGGUUAUGCCAAUUAGAUUUUGAAUCAUAAUUUUUUUUAUCUUAUUUUACCCCCUUGAUGAU